AAUGUCGGCAUCCACGCCUCCGUCUUUCACGGAAUACAAAAUCCAGUCCGCUCUCCCGCCUGCCCCUUCCAAGGUAUCCGACCGUCAAGCCCUGCUGACCACCUCCGUGCUUGACCUGUUCGCCGGCUUUCCCUCGAAACGCAAGUUGUCCCUGUGGACCGAUGGCGCCGUGUUUUCUGAUCCCAUCACUAUCGCUACCGGUCGCAAACAGUACGAGGCUCAAUGGUACGGCCUCAAAGCGACCAUGUCCGACAUCAUCCAGGAGGAAGUGGCGAUUAAAAAGGUUGGCAACCCAAUGGAACUCCACCUCAAGACAAAGUACAAAGUCAAAGCAGUGGGGAAGGAGCAAGUCAUUGAAUCGACUGUGCUGAUGCAUACGACGGACGAGGGUGAGGGGGCAAAGAUCACCAAGGUCGAGGAUAAGUGGGGUGGGACGGCGCCGCCAGAGGGCUUCUUUGCAAAGGCCAUGAGAAAUCUCAACAGUGUCACUGUGCCGGGGGUGGUAUCUGUGCCGAAGUCUAUCGAAGAGGAGGAGGGCACGACGUGA
Messenger RNA from Exophiala xenobiotica, 547 nucleotides. RefSeq lists its product as uncharacterized. The transcript is spliced from 2 exons. The annotation marks the transcript as partial. The record is from RefSeq and is a predicted model, not a curated record. Lineage: Eukaryota; Fungi; Ascomycota; Eurotiomycetes; Chaetothyriales; Herpotrichiellaceae.